CCUUAGUAUGAGUGUCAUUUAUCUUUCCUAAAUUGACACUAGUAUUUUAUCAUAAACUAGAUGAGGAAGAUGAUGAUGAUAUCUUCCUUAACUCGCCCAUCCAAGUCUCUUCAAACAGUCAUGCAGGUUAUGGUCAAGGUAUUCAACGAGCCAGUCAGACCACUCAAGCCACUAGUCAACCAACAGCUCAGAUAACCCAAGCAAGAAGUCAACCAACAGCUCAGACCACCCAAGCCACUAGUCAACAAACAGCUCGGACAACCCAAGCAACUAGUCAACCUACAGCUCAGACAACCCAAGCAAGUAGUCAACAAACAGCUCAGAUAACCCAAGCAAGUAGUCAACCAACAGCUCAGACCACCCAAGCCACUAGUCAACAAACAGCUCAGACAAUCCAAGCAACUAGUCAACCAACAGCUCAAAACACCCAAGCCACUAAUCAACAAACACCACGGACCACCCAAGAGACCAGUCAGCCUGCUGCAGGGUCAAGUGAAACUGCAGCUUUUCAAAUUGUUGAAAAUGACAUUCCUCACUAUGACAAUGAGGUGUCUUUUGUUAAGUUAGCUGUUAUUUUCCGCACAAAUAUCAGAAAAUAUAUCAUUGAAUUAUUCUCACAGCCUGAUAUUUUAAUGUGCCACCUUGAUCUUGUUGUCUAUGAUGAAUGUGGCGAAGUGGAAAAAGGCAAAGGAAAGUGAGUUCUGUUAGAUGUAUUCACAGCAUUUUGGCAGGAAAUUUUUAUGGGUGAUGCUGUUGGAAGUACUGAGAAAAUUCCUUAUAUUAGACUUGACCUACAAAAGCCCCAGUGGGAGUCAAUAGCAAGAGUUCUUGUAUAUGGCUAUUUGCAUUGUAAAUAUUUUCCACUCUCCUUGUCCAAGUUAUUUGUGAUGUCAUGCCUGUUUGGAGAACAAGCUAUUGAACCAGAGGAUUUGCUGCAGUCUUUCAGAGAUUUCAUUACACAUGAAGACCGUGAAGUAUUGAAUAUGUGCUUGAGUGAAGAGUUUGAUCCAAAUGAUGAAGAUGCUCUAGAAUUCCUCAGUUCCUUCAAAUGUUU
Messenger RNA from Stylophora pistillata, 1054 nucleotides. RefSeq lists its product as uncharacterized. The record is from RefSeq and is a predicted model, not a curated record. NCBI's taxonomy places the organism in Eukaryota, Metazoa, Cnidaria, Anthozoa, Scleractinia, Pocilloporidae.